Molecule: messenger RNA, 1063 nt
Organism: Perognathus longimembris pacificus (Pacific pocket mouse)
Lineage: Eukaryota; Metazoa; Chordata; Mammalia; Rodentia; Heteromyidae
Gene: Nkx2-8
Product: NK2 homeobox 8
Exons: 3
Coding region: 78-767 (229 amino acids)
Biological process (GO): regulation of transcription by RNA polymerase II; cell differentiation
Cellular component (GO): nucleus
Molecular function (GO): RNA polymerase II cis-regulatory region sequence-specific DNA binding; DNA-binding transcription factor activity, RNA polymerase II-specific
Source: RefSeq, a predicted model, not a curated record
CGGAGGAAGUGGGAUCCGGGCCGGGAGGGUGGCGGCCACCGCACGCCACCCAAGAUGUCAUUCACUGCUCCUCGGCCAUGGCCACCUCUGGACGCCUCAGCUUCACCGUGCGCAGCCUCCUGAAUUUACCCGAGCAGGAUGCGCAGCCUCGGGCGCGGCAGGACCCCGAGCCCCGCGUCCCCCAGGCCGAGCCCUGCGCCGCCUGGCUGGAGUCCGAGCGCAGCCACUACCCCUCCUCGGACGAGAGCAGCCAGGAGCCCAGGCCGCCCGAGUCGUCGCCGCGGGCGUCGGAUCGGCCCGCGUCUCCGGGCUGGGACGGCGCGAAGCGGAAGAAGCGGCGCGUGCUCUUCUCCAAGGCGCAGACGCUGGAGCUGGAGCGGCGCUUCCGGCAGCAGCGCUACCUGUCGGCGCCCGAGCGGGAGCAGCUGGCGCGGCUGCUGCGCCUCACACCCACGCAGGUCAAGAUCUGGUUCCAGAACCACCGCUAUAAGCUGAAACGCGCGCGCCGGCCCGAGUCGCCCGACCUGGCCCGGUCGGUGGAGCUGCGCGCCGCGCCCGGCCUGCUGCGCCGCGUGGUGGUGCCGGUGCUGGUGCACGACGCGCAGCCGGGCGGCGGCGGGGCGGACGGCCGGGACAAGGGCCGCGCUCCCCGCACCGCCGCCGGGCCCCUGCCCGGCUACACACCCUUCGGGCCCGGCUCGGCGCUCGGCCUCUUCCCGGCCUAUCAGCACUUAGCGCCCCCCACUCUGCUCUCCUGGAACUGGUGAGGCCGCGGCGGGGUGUUUGGGAUCCCCCAAACUCCACGGACUUUUGGCCCCCUGUGCGGAUAGCCCAGUGGGGCUAGAUCCAAAGGCUUGGAUUGCUCCGGGGCCACGUCCCCGUAGGUCCCCCCAACUCACCGCCCCCACCUCCGGGUGCCCUGGUCCGCCUUAACCAGCCGUCGCGGAAGCGCGCGAGCAAACGCGAGGAACUUUCACCAACACGCCCCAUCUCCCUCCCUCCCCUCCACGCAGAAUCCCAGAGCUUGGAUUUUAUUGCUUGGGCCUUAUUUGUAUAUUUUUAA